Molecule: messenger RNA, 2806 nt
Organism: Zootermopsis nevadensis
Lineage: Eukaryota; Metazoa; Arthropoda; Insecta; Blattodea; Termopsidae
Product: nose resistant to fluoxetine protein 6
Molecular function (GO): acyltransferase activity, transferring groups other than amino-acyl groups
Source: RefSeq, a predicted model, not a curated record
AUGACUACGAUCAAGGUGUUGCUUCUUCUGCUGCUGUUUGCCGGUCGCCGCGUCAUCUCGGCCGGGGAGGAAGGCGUCUCGAAGCACGGACCGCGGUUCGACGAUCUGGCUGAUGCGUUUGACCUCAACAGACUGACCGACGGCUGGGGGCGAGCUGUGACGGUUGGAUGCCGUGACGACGUCACAAACUUCCUGGCGGCCCUGGGCAACGGCUCUUUGUGGGCAAACAAGAUGCUGGACGCCAGUGGUCGCUACUCCUCACAGUUCUUAUGGGGAAACUCCUACUGGUUGGGAUCCUACACACUAUGCCAGCAGCUCCACAUCAACUCCGCCUCACCAAUCCCGGGGGCCUACUCUGUGGUCAGCCUCAGGGUCAAUGUCACCGGUCUCGUGACACCACAGGUCCGGGAUGUGUCACUCGGAGUCUGUUUGCCGGCGACCUGCAACCGAGCCGAUGUUCUUCAACUGCUCCACCAGUCGACGUCUCCCAUAACCGCUGUACUUGGAGCUCGUAUCGUACCCGACCCUGACUUUGCAGUCUGGAGAGAACCGGGAUUUUAUCUCCUGGGUGUGGUGAUCGGCUUGGUGACUGUGCUGGUUGUGAUAGGGACGGGGUACGACUUAAUUCUGCAACAUCGUGCCAAGCUGCGACACACAGAGUUAUCAGGGGCCACGGAGUGCAACGGGAAUCACCUCAGCUACACCGCCACAGGUCCCCUAGAGUCACAGGGCGUGCGCAAACCAGAGUUCCAGGGCAGAAAUCCAGACCUGGGAUCACAGGUGCUCCUCUGUUUCUCUGCGUGGACGAACCUACAGAAGAUCUGCAACACCCAAAAGGAGGACUCACUAGCCUGUAUCCACGGGCUACGGGUCUUCAGCUUGCUGUGGGUCAUAGCCGGACACACCUGCAUGUUCUCCUUCCCUGUCUCGGAUAACAAGGCAUUCCGGCAGCUGGUGGAAAACGAUUUCCUGUUCCAGUCAAUCAGCAAUGGUGCAUUUUCUGUGGACACUUUCUUCUUUAUCAGUGGUGUUAUGGUGGCGUACCUGUUCUUCAAAAAUUUGACCAAGGUGGUGAAUACGGCUGAGGAUGGCAUUGGUGUCAUAAUGAAGGUCAGCGCUAUACGCUUCAUUGGCGUGUUCUCCUAUCGUUAUCUCAGGCUGACACCACCCUACCUGUUCAUAUUGGCCAUCACCCAGCUCAACGCUCAGUGGUUUUAUCACAACUCGGUUUUCCACAAUCCCAUUAUGGUCCGCGAUCAGGCUACUUGUGCAGAGUACUGGUGGAGGAAUGUUCUAUAUAUCAACACUCUGUUUCCAGUCAAAGACAUGUGCAUGAUCUGGAGCUGGUACCUGGCAAAUGAUACUCAGUUCUACACACUUGGUAUUAUACUUCUCCUCCUAUCUUCCAAAUGGUUCAAGCUGGCAGUGAUGUCACUCUUUACAUUCCUGGUCAGUUCAUGGUUCACAACGGCCUUGAUUAUACUCAACAGCCACCACAUGCCAAGCAUUGAGGAGCCUCUGGGUCUGUUUGAUGAGCUAUAUGACAAGCCGUGGACCCGACUGGGGCCCUAUGUGGUUGGGAUGUGUGUGGGAUGGUUCCUGUGUAGGACCAACUGCACCAUCAAGAUGCACAAGGCUGUGGUGCUGAUGGGCUGGGCACUCUCUAUUGGCAUGACGUUCAUCCUUGUGCACGGUCUGUAUGGUGACCUGGGGCCCGUUAUGUCUGCUGCAUAUGUUGCUCUCAGCCAUACAGCCUGGGCCAUUGCUGUGGCCUGGAUAGUCGUCGCAUGCUCCACAGGCAAUGGAGGCUAUGUGAACAAGCUACUGUCGAGCAAGUUCCUCUACCCACUCAGUAGAAUCUCCUACUGUGCUUACUUGGUACAUCCCCUCAUCAUGAUCUCAGUCAUUAUGCACAUGGAUAGCCCAGUGCACCUCGGAAGGGCCACCAUGAUUGUUGUGAUAUUUGGCUAUUUCAUGAUGGCCUACAUGCUCUCUCUAGUGGUGUCUUUGGGAUUCGAAGCACCAACCAUUGCUCUGCUUAACAUUCUGCACCCCAUAAAACGGAAGAUGAAGUGAAAUAUCCAACAACCCAAAAGGAGCACCAGGAUAAUAAUAAGUGGUACAUCUCCAAGUAAAGACAUAUAUGUAUAGAGUGCUCAGGGUGUGAGACACUGCCUUCUACAGGUGACCAUCAGAGGACUGGGAAAUUCAUAACGCAUUUCCAUACACUCAAUAUGGUAUUUAUCAGCAUUAGGUGACUGAAUUGUCUUCUGAGCUGGUUAAGACAUUUACUUAUAUGUUACAUCCAUUCUAGUUCACCUGGUUUUAUACUACAAAAAAAGCAGUGGUUGUUAAACUUCUUUUGUACUGUGGACCACCUGCAUGGAAGUUACAGAUUCCAUUGAUCAUGCUUUGACAAAUGUAUACUACGAUAUUCACAGGACUGUGACAUGGGGAGAAUCAUUCCGACAGUUCAGGCAGAACAGGCAGCCAUUCAAAUGCCAGCACAAGGUGGUUAAUUUAAGUUGACUUUUAGUUCAAUUAUUACACUGGCACUGAGGAACUGAGAGGGCUGAAGGAAGAAAAUUCCCAUUUUCUUGCACUUUUUAAAUGGAUUUUAGGGAAAAUCUCUAUAAGCAUUAAUAAUAAUGAUCUGCAGAUGAUCAUAUAUAGUUAUAUGAUUCCUUUAUGAGAAAUAAUUAUUGGAUAACAAUGUUAAACUUUUCUUCCCCUAUCAAAAUAUGUAAAAAUUAUGUAAAAAUAAUAAAGGAAUAAAAAGAAACUAUGAAUAAAAUAAAUAAAUGUA